CUCCACUCGAGGGUUGCUGAUGAGCUUCUUCAUGAGUUGGUGUUAUGCUGUAUUUUAAUGUAGGGUUGUUUGAAUACAAUCAGAUCAAAAUAAAAUAACGCGGAACAUAGGUAUUUAACAAACCAGAAGAGUAAACACCACCCAAACGGAGAGUGUGCAUUACGCUGUUGCUACGAGAUUGUGCGUAGUCCUGGUGUUAAACGUGCGCGCUCUUGGUUUACAGUACCGCCCUGUCAGUCUGUUUGCCAGACCGAAAAAGUUUCCACGCUGCAGAGUAUUUAGGGCUGCUACGUGUCGUCGUGGGUUAGCGAAUGCCAUUUCGUUGUCUUGAUUUGUUGGUGGUGUAUUAAGGCCAUCAUGGGUGAUAUAAAGCUUCCAAAGAAUAUUUACCUAUGGAGCGUGGCUGCAAUUUACCUGUUUGCUUUCGCCUCUCUAUAUGUGCAGAUUCCAGGUCUUUAUGGAAGCGACGGAAUCCUUCCAGCUCGCAAAGUACUGCGCUACACUGGCAAGCCCCUCCUGGAGCAGCUGGAAGAUAUGCCGACAUUACUGUUAUUAAGUCCAUACGUAGGACUGGACACUGAGCAAGGGAUGGAGUUGUUGUGCCUCCUGGGAAUGCUAAUAUCAUUUGCAGCCAUAGUAGUGGAGUCCUUGAGGGACAGCAUUGUGUUUCUCAUUCUGUGGUGUCUCUACUUUUCCCUUUACCAGGUUGGUCAAGUCUUUCUGUAUUUCCAGUGGGUAAGCAUUCUUUUGCAGACAGGGUAUCUUUGAGUACUAACCCUUCCUUUAUGCCUAAAGUGGUUUCUAGUAGAAACAAGACAGAUGCAAAAUAUCAAUUUUUGGUCCCUUAAUUGGUUAUUUUUCCAGUUAUAUUUUCGGUACAGACUAGUUAUUUUGGAAAGUCGAUGCCCUACGUGGUGGGGACUUACAGCUCUAACUUACCACUAUGAAUCACAAUGCAUCCCAACACCAGCUUCCUGGUUUGCCCAUCAACUCCCAGUUUGGUUUCAGAAGCUCAGUGUGGUCAUUACAUACAUUAUUGAAAUACCAAUUCCUAUACUGUUCUUUGCUCCCAUCAGACAACUACGACUCUUCGCCUUUUAUUCACAGGUGCUGCUCCAGGUGUUGAUUAUCAUCACUGGUAACUACAACUUCUUCAACCUGCUGACCAUUGUGUUGGGCUUCUCACUUCUUGAUGAUGAACAUAUAAACUUCUGGCUCAGAAGAAGCAAAAGGAAAGCAUCAUCCAGCUCCUGGUUGGAGUUCCUUUGGCAUCUACUUAUAGUUCUCGUGGAGCUAACUGUUUAUGCCUUAUUGGUAUAUCUCACGUGUGUGUACUUCUCGCUUGAGAUCAAUUGGGAGAAGAAAAGAAUUGAAUCCAAAACAGCUUUCACAUACCAUGAGUUCAUCCAGUGGUUAAAGACGGUUAUUGUUCCUACCAUAUGGAUUGGAUUGCUUUCGCUCACCUGGGAGAUUGUCACUGCUAUGUUAAGGUGUGCGUUGGUAAGAGGUUUCUUUUGGAAGCUGUGGACUACAUUGCAGUGGGCUGUCUUUGCAACAGCAGCCGCUGGCAUGUUUGCUAUUAGCCUGGUACCUUACACGUACUUGGAAUAUGAAGCAAACAGUAACAUCUGGCCUGCUGUGAACAAGAUGUAUACAGCUGUUGAUCGGUACCAGUUGGUGAACUCGUAUGGGCUUUUCAGAAGGAUGACUGGAGUUGGGGGUCGUCCAGAAGUUAUUGUGGAGGGAAGCUAUGACCAGCAGACUUGGAAGGAAAUUGAGUUCACAUACAAGCCAGGCAAUGUCAGUGCAGCACCACCCAUGCUGAUUCCACAUCAGCCUCGGCUAGACUGGCAGAUGUGGUUUGCAGCACUUGCUCACCAGUCUCAUAGCCCUUGGUUCACCAGCUUGUUAUUCCGUUUGCUGCAGGGCAAGAAGGAAGUGAUACGACUUUUACAAGUGGAUGAAGCUAAUUACCCGUUCAUCCGUGAGCCACCAGUUUACAUCCGUGCCCAGCUGUACAAGUACUGGUAUACAACCACCGAUGAAACAGGAUCUGUGCCUCAGCAGUGGUGGAGGAGACGCUAUGUCGAAGAAUUCUAUCCAACUGUGUUUUUGGGUGAUCCUAAAUUUGACGACACGCUCAAUGAACAUGGUUUUAAGGACAAAGGACCUCUGAAGCGGUCUUCAGAUGCAUGGCUUCCAUAUCUCUUGAAAACUGUUCGGGAUUAUACAGAGCCAUUCACUGGACAUAUGGUACUCUGGUCCUUAUUUGCUACUGCUGUAGCAGUCUGUAUAGUAAAGGGCCUAACAAGAAGGCCCCAGACUGGCAGUAAAUCCAAAUCUGCUUCAGUCCCCAAGAAACCAGAAGGGAAGGAUGUUAGUGGCAUAGAAAAUAGACUAUCCAAGGGAGACAAGCGUGCAGAAGCUGCAGAAGAAUUUAAAUUCAAACAUACUGCUCAAGAGAAAUCAUCACAGUCUGUCAAGAAUGUUAAAAAGAAGAAAUGAUGUUCACAAUUACAAGGCUGAGGGUGGGAUGCGCUUCUUAACUGUCUAGCAGGACACUUUCACUGUUAAUUGUGGUUCUUUUUUGCAAGCCAGCUGUCCAUGAUGUUAACAAGAUAAUUCCCUUUUAUUGCAGAUGGGUUUCAAACUCUUUCCCUCUGCUUUUAACCAUAUUUUAUGCCACUGGCUUAUUCCAUAUCUUUAGACCUGUGUUUACCAUUAAUUUAAGCAGCAUGGAAUUCUUCGGGUGAUUGACUACUGUCUUUGCAAUACAUAUAUGCUUUGUUACAUCAUAUUGGUUAGUGGUGUUUUAUAAAUUGAAUUGCAGAAUGGGGCAGGCCCUGUUCAGACUGCAUUGUAACAACAUAUGUUAGACACUAGGAGGCAAGUUUUGCCUGUAGCAAAUUUUUGUCCUUUCCCAUUCCUCCUCAUCCCACUAACCCCACCUCAGUAGAUUUACUGAAAGAAAACAUCCCAAAAAAAACAGCCCUUUAUUUUUGUUUGCUUUUUUUCUCUUUAAGUAUAUCACAUGGAAGUAAGUUCCAAAGAUGUGUUUUCUGUAUUUCUGUCAAAAUAGCUUUUGUUAUGAAACACUUGUUUUCCAAACGCAGACAAAUCUCUCUCUUAAAACCUGCAUCCUAUGCAAGUUCUGUAGUUUGGAAGUGUAUGUCAGGUCAACACUGGAGGCUAUUUUGUGUACCAUGUUUUAUCUUCCACAUACUUGAAAGAGGUAUGCUUGUAAUUGCCUGGUAUAAUUAAUUAGCUCUAUAACCACCCUGAAAAAAAUAGCAAAUUUUGUUUUUGCAUCAUUUGGUUUGUGAUUGCUGACAUGGCAUCACUUGCAAACAUUGUGGAAAAGCCUUAGGGAGGGUGGUUGUAGCAGACUCUCUCAACACUGCCAUGCCAAUAUGUACGUGGUUUGUUUUAGUAUGUAGUAGUCUCAAGACUGUGAGCAAAAACAUUUACAGCCGCCUAAUUGGGUUCUUCUUGUGGAAUGACAGUAGUCACUGUACUUUACUACACAAGCUAUUUUUUUUUUAUAGUCGGGAAGGCUUCUGUAUUUGUGGUUGGAUACUAUUUACUUUUUAGAACCCCCAAUGUUUCCAAAUUGUCCUUCUGGUUCAAGACUGCAAAUAGAAUUGCUUUUUUUGUUGUCUGCGUCAUCCCAAUAGCAACAAAGGAAGGAAGGAAUGGUUAGCAGCCAGGCUGGUUACUUUCAUUGCACUAUGUUAAUUUUUGUUAGCUACAAGUAAGAUUUUCAUAGGGUUGUAAGCCACAAGUCUCCUGUCCCAGUUGAUGAUGGUGCAGUACAGCUGUGAUGGUAUCUUCAGAAACGUAAAAAAACACCCUGCUCCAUAGAGCCAUAUCUUGCGGUUGUAAAGAGGGUCUCACUUUUUGGCAUUUUCAAGCAUACGUCAAUUUCAGUACUAAAAGAAAUACAUUAAGCUUGUUUUUAUGUAAAUUCUGUUUGGAAAAUAAAAUUAAACAUUUUUUUUUUAAAUGUGA
Protopterus annectens (West African lungfish) is the source of this 4008-nucleotide messenger RNA. RefSeq names its product lipase maturation factor 2 (gene LMF2). NCBI's taxonomy places the organism in Eukaryota, Metazoa, Chordata, Ceratodontiformes, Protopteridae. Gene Ontology annotation, cellular component: endoplasmic reticulum membrane. Gene Ontology annotation, biological process: protein maturation. The record is from RefSeq and is a predicted model, not a curated record. The transcript has 21 exons.